CACGGACAUCUACUCCAUACAACUUCUCUUCCAUCUCUGUCAUUUUAGCAAAACCAUAUCAACUUUCUUAUUCAAAUCGAAUAUUCAGAUCUUAUUCAAAACCUUCAGUGUUUCCACUCAGCAGCUUUUCAGUGUUAUCACUUCUCUCGUGUAUCACUUGUGAUAAGGCCCUGACCAUGUCCAAAUCUGGGCUGGACCUGAAAGAAGCAGGACUUUUCUUUUUAGCCGCAGGAGACUCAAUUGGAGACACCGACAAAUCCGAGGACUCCUUCUCAUCCAGGUUUAUAUCCAUGUGUCCACCUUCAGCAGACUGGCCGUAGGCGUGGUCACUGCUAAACGCCGCGGUGUUAGCAGGAUUAUCCUGACUGAAGGAUGGAUUUAAAUGACGAUUUCUUUUCCUUUUCGGUUAUAUUGAAGAUAUACUGUAAAUAUAAAGACGCGUCAGCUCCAGCAGCCAUCUUGAUCCGGGAUUUGAGCAUUUCUGACGUCACCGAAGGUGAUGACGGAGAGAAGGAGCUUCAGAGUUGACUUUUUUUUUACUGAAGGCUGUUUAACCUAGUUUAGCGGUUUAUCGAGUGAACCGUGCUACGAUGCUACAUUUAAUAAGUUUAACUGGUGCGGGAAUUUAUUAUUUUAUGAAGAAGCGAAGAGAUGGAGAGAAAACAGCGGAGCACACGGACACACCGGACCCCGAGGACCCAGUACAGACGGGCUCUUUGCUGGAUCCAGGCUUGAAGUGUGGGGAUGAAACACAGACGGACAGCGCUGUUCCUCAGGGGUCUGUGAGCGAGGCUGAGGAGAAGAGUCAGAAGGGGGAGGUGUCCGGUUCUCUGCUGGACAGUGAGAGGUCCAUCCUGGAGGAGCGAGUGAGGGAGGUGGAGGAAGUGCUGUGUGAGGCAGAGCGAGAGAGUGAGAGAAAACACAAGGUCACUCUGGCUGAAUCUGAGGAGAAACACAAGCAGGCGACGGAGUCCGUUGAACAGAUGCAGAAGCAGGAUGCUGACCUGAAGUCCCAGAUAGACACACUGAAGAACACAGUGCAGCAGUUGGGCCACCUGCUCACUCAAAAACACACAGAGUGCACUGACACAACAAGGUUGUACGAGACAGAGCUAAACCUUCGCAAGCAUGUGCAGUCCGAGUACAAACAGAAGAAGGAGAAGUUUAAUCAGGAAACCAGAUCUCUGAGGGUUGCUCUGAUUGAAGCUGAGUGGAAAUACGAGCAGGCGAUGGAGUCCAAUGCUCAGCUGGAGAACUCCAGCCUGAAGGAGUGUGAGAGAGAGAAGGAGGCUCACAGUGUCCUGAAGGUCGAUCAGAUGACUUCAACACAUCACGAGGAGUUACUACAGGGCAUUCAGGCUAAAGCUACAGAGCUUUACAGGGAGUCCCACGAUCACCUGAAGAGCGAUGAGUUGAAGAACGAGGUGAACAAACUGCGAGAGUCAGUGCAGCAGCUGGAGAGAGAGCUCUCUGAGUCAUGCAGGAAAUGUGAAGAGAUAAAGAGAGAGUGUGAGAGAGACCAGGAGCAUCACAGUGUCCUGAAGUGUGAUCAGAUGACUUCAACACACCUCUUGGAGUUAGUACAGGUGUCUCAGGCUGAAGCUGAGGAGAAAUUUGAGUACACUGCUCAGCUGGAAAAUGAGAACUCUGACCUGAAGUCCCAGGUGAACACACUGCAAGACACAGUGCAGGAGCUGAGCAGACUGCUCGCUGAGACACACAGGAAGUGUGAAAAGGCAAAAGAGGAGCAUAAGGUAGCAGAGGACAUCCUUCAGUUCGUGGAGACCAGGACCAGAAAACGGCAGAGAUUUUUAAUUCAGAAAAAAAAAUCCAUUCAGGAAUCUCUGGAUGAAUGUGAAAGAAAAUAUACGGAGGAAAUGAAGUCAAAAAAUAAUCUGGAUUAUCUUCUACCUCGCCGAACUAAUCUAGCCCUCUCAUUAAAUCAAGACGCGAGAGCGUUGUCAAAUGAUCUCUCUGACAUGCAGUGGACGUUAGAGCAGACAAUGCAGGAGUUAGAGCAAAAAACUCACCAGCUCGCGCAGAUAGAUUCCGACUGGAAAUGUCUUAAUGAAACUGUGAUGAAGGAUCAUGAGGCUGAGUGUCUCGCUCACGGACUCCUGAAGGUGCAGUACAGUGAGAUGAAGCAACAACACGACAAGUUAGAAGAGGAUAAUGAGCGAUUGAGGGAGGCUUACAGCACCCUGGAGUCACAGUAUGAAGAAUUAAAACACCACCAUGGGUCACAAAUGGAGUGUGAGCGAGAGCAGGAGGCUCACCAUGUACAGAAUGUGCAGUGCCAUGAGAUGAAGGAAUCUUCAUCACACACUGAGGAGUCAGUAAGGGUGGACAGACAGCAAAGCUCAGUGCAGCAGGCGGAGGAAAAGCUCACCGCGAUACGGAGGAAGUGUGGUGAGAUAAAGAGGGAGAGGAAGAGAGAGCGGGAGGAUUACAAUCUCCUGAAGGCGCGGUGCCAACAGAUGGAGGAAACUUUACAAGAGUAUGAAGAGUUACUAAAGACCCACUGUACAGAUCUUGGAUCCAAAGGCACUACGGAUCCCUGAAGCACAAGUGACUGUCGAGGGCCGUGUUUAACAUCUGGAUAAACAAAGUCAUAUGAUGACAGUGUAAUAGUACUUACUAUACAGGUACAUCUCAAAAAAUUAGAAUAUCAUGAAAAAGGUCAAUAUUUUUUGUCACU
Molecule: messenger RNA, 2698 nt
Organism: Hemibagrus wyckioides
Lineage: Eukaryota; Metazoa; Chordata; Actinopteri; Siluriformes; Bagridae
Product: golgin subfamily A member 6-like protein 4
Exons: 19
Coding region: 591-2561 (656 amino acids)
Source: RefSeq, a predicted model, not a curated record